GUUGUCUACGAGCUGGAGGGUGUGUGCGUUCCCGCAGCAACAGGGAAGAUGGCAGCUCUCACAUCUCUCACCCAGGUAAUGUUACAGGAAUGUAUUCAAUAUUAUGCAGUGGACAUUCAGUCAAGCUGUUGUGCAUGCUGAUGACCUGCAGUUUUUAGUGGUGUGCUCUUGAUCCAAUUUGUAUAAGAAAGAAGACAAAUACCGAGGGUAUUUAGCUUGCUAGCUGGAUGGGACAAGGCCUUAUCAGUAAGCUUGCAGAGUACCGUUAGAAAGCUAGCUAGCUAGCCUGGCUAGUGGGCUAGCUACCGUUAGAUUGCUUGCAAAAUGAACAAUCUAGCUAACGUUAAUGGUCGUUUGAGGAAAGAUAUGUGGAGAUAUAUUUCAUAAAUAUUUAGAUUUACAUAUAAGACAGAAGCGCAAGAGGUAUGCAACCAAAAAAUACCAACCUAUUUCAACGUUAUUUAGAUAUAGCGAGCUAGCUAGCCAGCUAGCUAUAGCUAUAUAUAGUUAGCUAGCUAAGCUUAGCUAGCUUGCCAUCUAAACAAUACUAGCUAGCAAGCUAAACGAUCUGACUAUUAUAACAGUAUCAUUGUAAUAACACUGUAGCUAACACGAACAGUUACUGUAAUAACAGUGUAUUAAUUUAUAUAUAUAAUAUAUAUAUAUAUAUUAAUACACUGUGCUACACUGGGAUAGCUAUGAAGUGAGUAGUGAUACCGUAAUGCCGGCAGCUAGCUAGAUGUGAUGAAUGAUGACUGACCAGCUUGUGUGCUUAUUUCGAUGCUGGCUACUUUGCAUUGGCUGUUUUGCUGUUUAAGUAAGAUGCCUCAAUGUAUUGUCCUAAACUUGUAGUUAGCUUUGUGUUGUUUCAGCCAAAUUUGGCAAUCUCAUCUUCUCAAUCUCAGAGCUUGCACCAGGAGUCAUUGCAGAGAGGACCAGUUUUGGGUCAAUCACAUUGGCUAGGCUACAUGAUGAUUCUAGUUAUUUCAUUAAAACAUGACAAAGAUAGGAUUUUAGUGUUAUUUGAGAACAUGCAUUUAUAACCCAUUUUUCCAUCUUACAAUUCACACAAUGCUUUAAGUUUAAAGAGUUCAAAAAGGUACUCAACAACUUGGCUAUGGCCUAUUAGAGGACGUUCAUAUUUGAUGUCAUUGGAUAGGAAAUUCCUCUCUGGCUAUUGGUUGUGAUAGACCCUUAAGUGGCUUUUUAAAGGAUGGGUCCAGAUGUCAGUAGUAGUUUGGUGGGGUGUGUCACGCUAUUUGACGUAAGACAAUGGUUUCCAGCAGCUAUUUGAAAUGCUAUGAGUAAUCUGAAAAACCUUUCCCCAAUCAGCUGUCAAGUGGGAACCCUGUGUACGAGAACUUUUAUAGACAGGUAAAACACAUUUUAUAGUUUGGUUAUUACAUAGUCCUAUUAUCUACAUAGAUUGGGGUGAAUUCAACUUCUUUAAUUGUUCAAUGGAUGCGUUAAGACAACACUAAACACAUUCAACAGUAUAGAGUGGAGGUGUGGAUAGAAACAUGUAAUAAUUUGGUUUGCUGUGUGCUUGUUGCAAGGUGGACCCAGGAAACACGGGGAGAGUAGGGCCCACGGAAGCUGCGUUGUUCCUAAAGAAAUCUGGCCUUCCUGAUGUCACCUUGGGAAAGGUGGGUAGCAUUGGUACUGUGUAGCACUGCCGGCCACUGAAAGCCUUGGGCAGAGUGGCAAACCCAAGGGAACAGUCUCUGACACUGUAGACGGAUAAACUGUUCUGAAAGCAACCAGCAGGAAGUUAUGUUUAUUAGAGUGUCUCUGUCAUCGAGGAGUAAUACGAGCACCUACAUACACGUGGGCUUCAGUACCCCCAGAGGAAUAUAACUGGAAAAGAUGACCACAUCUUAUGUCAUUGCCUGGUCUGAUUGGAUCUAUGUUUUUCCUUUCAAUUUAUCAGAACCUUUAGGUUGUGUACUUGUUUCAGCUAUAUUUGUGUACCGUUUGUACCCAUCUUUUGUAUUACUUGUUACCUUGGUCUGUUUAUGUCAUACUCUGCUUUGAAUCUUAGCCUAUUCUAUCUCACCAUCACAUUCAGCUGGGUAUCUGGGACUUUUAUGCAGAUUGAUUGUUAUUUACUUUACUUUGUACACAUUCCAUAAAGAUUGUUGCACAUUGAUGCUUUAAUUGAUGUUUCCUUAGUUAAUCAUCUUGUUUGUGUUUGUCUCCCCUCAGAUCUGGGAUUUGGCAGACCCAGAUGGGAAAGGGUUCUUGGACAAACAGGUAGAGAACUAAUCAUUUCUUCGCUUUGUGCAAUGCCUUUGAUUCUGUGGCCCUUGAGGGCAAUUGAGCUGGAAUUUGUAUGGUACCCAUAAACAAUGCUGUUGUCCUGUCUUGUCUAAUAGGGGUUCUAUGUAGCUCUGCGGUUGGUGGCCUGUGCACAGAGUGGACAAGACGUCAGCCUCACCAGUCUGAACCUCACUAUCCCUCCCCCAAAAUUUGUGAGUACAAUCCUAACUAGUACAAUCCUAACUAGUACAGUCGUGGUCAAAAGUUUUGAGAAUGACACAAGUAUUGGUCUUCACAAAGUUUGCUGCUUCAGUGUUAUGAGAUAUUUUUGUCAGAUGUUACUAUGGUAUACUGAAUUAUAAUUACAAGCAUUCCAUGAAUGUCAAAAGCUUUUAUUGACAAUUACAUUAACGUUUAUGCAAAGAGUCAAUAUUUGCAGUGUUGACCCUUCUUUUCAAGACCUCUGCAAUCCGCCCUGGCAUGCUGUCAAUUAACUUCUGGGCCACAUCCUGACUGAUGGCAGCCCAUUCUUGCAUAAUCAAUGCUUGGAGUUUGUCCGAAUUUGUGGGUUUUUGUUUGUCCACCCGCCUCUUGAGGAUCGACCACAAGUUCUCAAUGGGAUUAAGGUCUGGGGAGUUUCCUGGCCAUGGACCCAAAAUGUCGAUGUUUUGUUCCCCGAGCCACUUAGUUAUCACUUUUGCCUUAUGGCAAGGUGCUCCAUCAUGCUGGAAAAGGCAUUGGUCGUCACCAAACUGUUCUUGGAUGGUUGGGAGAAGUUGCUCUCGGAGGAUGUGUUGGUACCAUUCUUUAUUCUUUAAAAUUGUGAGUGAGCCCACUCCCUUGGCUGAGAAGCAACCCCACACAUGAAUGGUCUCAGGAUGCUUUACUGUUGGCAUGACACAGGACUGAUGGUAGCGCUCACCUUGUGUUUUCCGGAUGCCCCAAACAAUCGGAAAGGGGAUUCAUCAGAGAAAAUGACUUUACCCCAGUCCUCAGCAGUCCAAUCCCUGUACCUUUUGCAGAAUAUCAGUCUGUCCCUGAUGUUUUUCCUGGAGAGAAGUAGCUUCUUUGCUGCCCUUCUUUACACCAGGCCAUCCUCCAAAAGUAUUCGCCUCACUGUGCGUGCAGAUGCACUCACACCUGCCUGCUGCCAUUCCUGAGCAAGCUCUGCACUGGUGGUGCCCCGAUCCCGCAGCUGAAUCAACUUUAGGAGACGGUCCUGGCGCUUGCUGGACUUUCUUGGGCGCCCUGACGCCUUCUUCACAACAAUUGAACCUCUCUCCUUGAAGUUCUUGAUGAUCCGAUAAAUGGUUGAUUUAGGUGCAAUCUUACUAGCAGCAAUAUCCUUGCCUGUGAAGCCCUUUUUGUGCAAAGCAAUGAUGACGGCACGUGUUUCCUUGCAGGUAACCAUGGUUAACAGAGGAAGAACAAUGAUUUUAAGCACCCUCCUUUUAAAGCUUCCGGUCUGUUAUUCUAACUCAAUCAGCAUGACAGAGUGAUCUCCAGCCUUGUCCUCGUCAACACUUUCACCUGUGUUAACGAGAUAAUCACUGACAUGACGGCAGCUGGUCCUUUUGUGGCAGGGCUGAAAUGCAGUGGAAAUGUUUUUUGGGGAUUAAGUUAAUUUUCAUGGCAAAGAGGGACUUUGCAAUUAAUUGCAAUUCAUCUGAUCACUCUUCAUGACAUUCUGGAGUAUUUGCAAAUUGCCAUCAUCAAAACUGAGGCAGCAGACUUUGUGAAAAUUAGUAUUUGUGACAUUCUCAAAACUUUUGACCACGACUGUACAAUCCUAACUAGUACCUUCCUAACUAGUACAAUCCUAACUAGUACAAUCAUAACUAGUACCUUCCUAACUACACACAGGUUUCAUGAUAGUUUUAUGAUGCGUUUAUUUUCUCAAACUCUAUAUGUUUAUAUGUUUGGUUGGGAGAUUGUAAAGUAGGCGUGAAAGUUGAAGGUUGUUUUUUGGUUGUUUUGUUAUAGAAGGACACUAGCAGCCCAUCGCUCAGCACAUCAUCAGUCUCUAGUGAACCCCACUGGGCUGUGAGGGUGAGUCAUGUUGAAACACCCCAGGACCAUAUGUUUGGUUGAUAAGAGGAUACUGAAAUGUUUUUGUUUGUAUAUUACAAACAUUUUAUUUUAUCAUCCAAAACACUGAACAUAAUUCAGAGAAUCAUCAACCAAUGAGUUUACCUUUGCUUAUCAAUCGCUCAUUGUUCUUUUUUUUCAUUUUCUAUUCCAGCCCGAAGAAAAGGGUAAAUUCGAUGGGAUAUUUGAAAGUCUUGCACCUGUCAGUGGACUGCUCUCUGGUGACAAAGUAAAACCAGUUCUAAUCAACUCAAAACUACCUCUGGACGUGUUAGGUAAAGUUUGGGAUCUUAGUGACAUUGAUAAAGAUGGACAUCUGGAUCGAGAUGAGUUUGCAGUGGUAAGGUGUACUCCAGUAAAUUGUGGAAUGACUAGAUCUGAGUAAACAAAUAUUUCACAGCUCACCUUCACAUGUGUAUAAGAUUAUAACUGACACAAUAACUGUCUAAUAAUAUUGGUAAUAAGGCCUACUUGUUAUAGCAUUUGUAAUGACUAGUAAUAACUUCAGUCCUCUUCGUUCUUUCCCCUCUGUUCUCCAGGCCAUGCACCUGGUCUAUCGGGCCCUGGAGAAGGAGCCGGUCCCCUCUGUUCUCCCCUCCUCUCUCAUCCCUCCUAACAAGAGGAAGAAGUCUCUGGUAGGCUCCCACUCUGGCACAGUGCCUGUGCUGCCUGCCAGCCCCCCGCCCCCCAAGGACAGCCUGCGCUCCACCCCUUCCCACGGCAGCAUGAACUCCCUCAACAGUGCUGGCAGCCUCUCCCCCAAACACACACUCAAAUCUGCACAGGUAAAAUUUUUACAUUUACAUUUUUUUUAUUUACAUUUUAGUCAUUUAGCAGACACUCUUAUCCAGAGCCACUUACAGGAGCAAUUAGGGUUACAGUGGGGGAAAAAAGUAUUUAGUCAGCCACCAAUUGUGCAAGUUCUCCCACUUAAAAAGAUGAGAGAGGCCUGUAAUUUUCAUCAUAGGUACACGUCAACUAUGACAGACAAAUUGAGGAGAAAAAAUCCAGAAAAUCACAUUGUAGGAUUUUUAAUGAAUUUAUUUGCAAAUUAUGGUGGAAAAUAAGUAUUUGGUCACCUACAAACAAGCAAGAUUUCUGGCUCUCACAGACCUGUAACUUCUUCUUUAAGAGGCUCCUCUGUCCUCCACUCGUUACCUGUAUUAAUGGCACCUGUUUGAACUUGUUAUCAGUAUAAAAGACACCUGUCCACAACCUCAAACAGUCACACUCCAAACUCCACUAUGGCCAAGACCAAAGAGCUGUCAAAGGACACCAGAAACAAAAUUGUAGACCUGCACCAGGCUGGGAAGACUGAAUCUGCAAUAGGUAAGCAGCUUGGUUUGAAGAAAUCAACUGUGGGAGCAAUUAUUAGGAAAUGGAAGACAUACAAGACCACUGAUAAUCUCCCUUGAUCUGGGGCUCCACGCAAGAUCUCACUCCGUGGGGUCAAAAUGAUCACAAGAACGGUGAGCAAAAAUCCCAGAACCACAUGGGGGGACCUAGUGAAUGACCUGCAGAGAGCUGGGACCAAAGUAACAAAGCCUACCAUCAGUAACACACUACGCCGCCAGGGACUCAAAUCCUGCAGUGCCAGACGUGUCCCCCUGCUUAAGCCAGUACAUGUCCAGGCCCGUCUGAAGAGUGCAUUUGGAUGAUCCAGAAGAGGAUUGGGAGAAUGUCAUAUGGUCAGAUGAAACCAAAAUAUAACUUUUUGGUAAAAACUCAACUCGUCGUGUUUGGAGGACAAAGAAUGCUGAGUUGCAUCCAAAUAACACCAUACCUACUGUGAAGCAUGGGGGUGGAAACAUCAUGCUUUGGGGCUGUUUUUCUGCAAAGGGACCAGGACGACUGAUCCGUGUAAAGGAAAGAAUGAAUGGGGCCAUGUAUCGUGAGAUUUUGAGUGAAAACCUCCUUCCAUCAGCAAGGGCAUUGAAGAUGAAACGUGGCUGGGUCUUUCAGCAUGACAAUGAUCCCAAACACACCGCCCGGGCAACGAAGGAGUGGCUUCGUAAGAAGCAUUUCAAGGUCCUGCAGUGGCCUAGCCAGUCUCCAGAUCUCAACCCCAUAGAAAAUCUUUGGAGGGAGUUGAAAGUCUGUGUUGCCCAGCGACAGCCCCAAAACAUCACUGCUCUAGAGGAGAUCUGCAUGGAGGAAUGGGCCAAAAUACCAGCAACAGUGUGUGAAAACCUUUUGAAGACUUACAGAAAACGUUUGACCUGUGUCAUUGCCAACAAAGGGUAUAUAACAAAGUAUUGAGAAACAUUGUUAUUGACCAAAUACUUAUUUUCCACCAUAAUAUGCAAAUAAAUUCAUAAAAAAUCCUACAAUGUGAUUUUCUGGAUUUUUUUUUCUCAUUUUGUCUGUCAUAGUUGACGUGUAGCUAUGAUGAAAAUUACAGGCCUCUCUCAUCUUUUUAAGUGGAGAACUUGCACAAUUGGUGGCUGACUAAAUACUUUUUUCCCCCACUGUAAGUGCCUUGCUUAAGGGCACAUCGACAGAUUUUUCACCUAGUCGGCUCGAGGAUUAGAACCAGCGUCCUUUUCGUUUACUGGCACAACGCUCUUACCCACUAAGCUACCUGUAAACACACACACACGCACACAAAAACGUUUAACGUGAGAUUUGUGUGUAAUCUCAUCUCUGCCAGCACUCAGUGAACUGGGUAGUCCCGGUGACAGACAGAGGGCGCUUUGAUGAAAUCUUCCUGAAGACAGACUUGGAUCUGGAUGGCUUUGUCAGCGGUAUGGAAGUCAAGGACAUCUUCAUGCACUCAGGGCUGCCGCAGAACCUACUGGCACAUAUAUGGUAGGAGAGACUGACUGAUGACUGGCUGGCUGAUGCCACCUGAUUACCGGACUGAAGUUGACUGUAUUACUCAUGUUGUUAUUAUUGUGUGUCCAGGGCCCUGGCAGACACCAGGCAGAUGGGGAAGCUGACGCGGGAGCAGUUUGCUCUGGCCAUGCACUUCAUCCAGCAGAAAGUCAGCAAAGGCAUGGACCCUCCUCAGGCCCUGACCCCUGACAUGAUCCCCCCUUCAGAGAGGGGCACUCCCGUUCCAGUGUGUACCACUCCCUCCCAUGUACGCAUUAAUGCACCACACAUACACACGCUUUCUAUAGGUCGUUUUCAAUAAAGCGUCACAAUACAUUUUAUUUGGCUGUUGGGGGUCAAGGGAUUGUUAAAUAAAUGGUAUAACUAUUUGGUUUUAAUAUCAUCACCUAUUGAGCAUAGUCAGAACUACACAUUUCAGAUUAUUCCAUGCAAAAUAAUUGCUAUCAUCAGAGUCAUACAGCAAGUAACUGCAUGCUUUUCAUGAUCAGUAAACAUCAAUGAUAAUGUAAUUUAUCAAUUUGGCAUGUGGCUAGCUAAGCAAACAACAACAUAUAGCUUGCUUCAUCCGAGAUUAGGCUUUUGAAAAGAGCUUGACAUUGGCAAGUCCUCGUCCUGGUAAAGUUGUCAGUUGGACUUCUGUCAUCACCACUACAGAUGGCAAGCAAAUCAAACAAUAUUUGGAUAUAGCCAUCUAUUUUAUCCCCUGAAAGUUAGCUCGUUAACUAGCCAUAUUGACGUGAUCUGUUAUUAGCUAGCUAUCCAAUUUGACGUGGUCCAUCAAUCUAUGUAGCCUAUAUCAUGUCUGUCAGCAGCAAUUGUAAUUAAACACUCUUAAAAACAAUGUUGAAAAGGUGAUAAUGUUAGCUAACUUCGCUAGGUAGGCCUACAUCGGCUGGAGAAAAAAGUACAUUAGGUCUACUUACCACUAUAUGUUUAGCCAACUGUACAAAGUUUCUAGCGGUAGCUUGCAAAGUAAACAUUAUCAGCUAACAGUACCAUGGCAAAUGCGCCCUUCCGCUACUUGACAGGCAGAGCCCACAAAAGAUGGGACAUUAACCUAAACCACUCAUACUUGUAAGGUAUAGUUCACUUUAAUUAUAUCACUCAAAUAUCAAAUUAAUGGUGAGGCUACCCUAUGUAUCUGAAAUUACAUGAUCAUUGAUGUUUACUGAUCAUGAAAAGCAUGCAGUUACUUGCUGUAUAACUCUGAUGAUAGAGCUAAAUGUGCGCAAUUGUUUUGCAUGGAGUAAUCGGAAAUGUGUAGGUCUGACUAUGCUCUUCAAGAGGUGAUGAUAUUACAACCAAAUAGUUAACAUUUAUUUAACAAUCCAUUGAAAAUGGCACACAGUUGUCAAUGGUUUUAGCGGUGCUGUGGGUCUCCUUGCCCCCCAGCAGGCAAAUCGAACACUCUACACAUUUUAAAAUUUUUUUUUACACCAGUGGUCACCAACCUUUUCUGAGUCAAGAUCACUUUCUGAGUCAAAAUGCAAGCCGAGAUCUACCGCUCAGAUUUGUUUUUAAACAUGACUUUAAAAAAGUAAGCAUAUGCAACAUUAACCAAUUAAAAACAGUUUUGUAGCAGUUAAGUUUCUGCAGUAGGCUUUAGGCCCAAUACAUGAUCACUAUGCUUGAAUUGCCCUGACAUAUUGAAAAUAUGUUUCAACAUUUUAGGUAUAUGAUCACACCUGUAAUAGAUAAUUUGUUGUAUUACUUGUGAGGCACAGCUGAGUGAGCAUAAUAAUUAGCCUAUUUUUUUACUGGACUGAUGGCCUGCAUCUGAUGGUCAGUUUGAGGGGAUGGAGGGAGCAGCUGUGAGGCUGCCUCUCACCCGACUUACCGUCCCUCCUCUCUCCCUCCCUCCGCUGAGAAAAGGGGACACAGUCUUCCAGCUGAUGGCAAAACUUAAGUCGCACUGCAUUAUUUCUGCCUCAUGCACCAAUUAAUGUUGUUACUCCUAUGACCAGAGAAAGUGAAAUAUUCCUCGAUAUUAAAAAAGACACCAGCCUCAAAUAACAACUCAAGCUUUUCGAAACACUUUGCUAUAGUCAUUCAUUGCAGCUGCAGUGCUGGUUGUAGCGUGAGUGGAAGUAGGGAGAACGCACAUUUUAUGGCUUAUAAAAGUGUUGAACAAAGUGUUGACAGUGCUGAAUAACAACUUAAACAUUAACUCAUAAAAACAGCAGCUCUUUGCUGUAUUUGUUGAGUCUCUCUCUAGUCAUGGUUUUAAAAGUUUUGAAAUCUCACAUGAUCAACUUUGCUGUGCGUUCGAGGCUUCUUUUUAAAGUCUAUGGCGCGAGGAAACUGUGCAGACAUGGUGGUCUGAGCUAUCUGAUUGGCCAGCAGUAGGCCUAUACAGUGAGGGAAAAAAGUAUUUGAUCCCCUGCUGAUUUUGUACGUUUGCCCACUGACAAAGACAUGAUCAGUCUAUAAUUUUAAUGGUAGGUUUAUUUGAACAGUGAGAGACAGAAUAACAAAAAAAAACAACAGAAAAACGCUUGUCAAAAAUGUUAUAAAUUGAUUUGCAUUUUAAUGAGGGAAAUAAGUAUUUGACCCCCUCUCAAUCAGAAAGAUUUCUGGCUCCCAGUUUUCUUUUAUACAGGUAACGAGCUGAGAUUAGGAGCACACUCUUAAAGGGAGUGCUCCUAAUCUCAGCGUGUUACCUGUAUAAAAGACACCUGUCCACAGAAGCAAUCAAUCAAUCAGAUUCCAAACUCUCCACCAUGGCCAAGACCAAAGAGCUCUCCAAGGAUGUCAGGGACAAGAUUGUAGACCUACACAAGGCUGGAAUGGGCUACAAGACCAUCGCCAAGCAGCUUGGUGAGAAGGUGACAACAGUUGGUGUGGUUAUUCGCAAAUGGAAGAAACACAAAAUAACUGUCAAUCUCCCUCGGCCUGGGGCUCCAUGCAAGAUCUCACCUCGUGGAGUUGCAAUGAUCAUGAGAACGGUGAGGAAUCAGCCCAGAACUACACAGGAGGAUCUUGUCAAUGAUCUCAAGGCAGCUGGGACCAUAGUCACCAAGAAAACAAUUGGUAACACACUACGCCAUGAAGGACUGAAAUCCUGCAGCGCCCGCAAGGUCCCCCUGCUCAAGAAAGCACAUAUACAGGCCCGUCUGAAGUUUGCCAAUGAACAUCUGAAUGAUUCAGAGGAGAACUGGGUGAAAUUUGUGGUCAGAUGAGACCAAAAUCGAUCUCUUUGCCAUCAACUCAACUCGCCGUGUUUGGAGGAGGAGGAAUGCUGCCUAUGACCCCAAGAACACCAUCCCCACCGUCAAACAUGGAGGUGGAAACAUUAUGCUUUGGGGGUGUUUUUCUGCUAAGGGGACAGGACAACUUCACCGCAUCAAAGGGACGAUGGACGGGGCCAUGUACCGUCAAAUCUUGGGUGAGAACCUCCCAAUGCCAGGGCAUUGAAAAUGGGUCGUGGAUGGGUAUUCCAGCAUGACAAUGACCCAAAACACACGGCCAAGGCAACAAAGGAGUGGCUCAAGAAGAAGCACAUUAAGAUCCUGGAGUGGCCUCGCCAGUCUCCAGACCUUAAUCCCAUAGAAAAUCUGUGGAGGGAGCUGAAAGUUUGAGUUGCCAAACAUCAGCCUCGAAACCUUAAUGACUUGGUAAAGAUCUGCAAAGUGGAGUGGGACAAAAUCCCUCCUGAGAUGUGUGCAAACCUGGUGGCCAACUACAAGAAACGUCUGACCUGUGUGAUUGCCAACAAGGGUUUUGCCACCAAGUACUAAGUCAUGUUUUGCAGAGGGGUCAAAUACUUAUUUCCCUCAUUAAAAUGCAAAUUAAUUCAUAACAUUUUUGACAUGCGUUUUUCUGGAUUUUUUUGUUGUUUGUAAAAUUAUAGACUGAUCAUGUCUUUGUCAGUGGGCAAACGUACAAAAUCAGCAGGGGAUCAAAUACUUUUUUCCCUCACUGUAGGUGCACUUCAUUUGCUCACUAGGCCUGCCGGGUUGGCGGAGUUCUACCUUCAGACACAUUAAAUGGUUCAUAAUGGGAACACUUUGCCUUCCCGGCGCUAGGGCUGCUGAAUCAAGUGCACCUACCGCCAACAGCAUGAAACGAAUACAAAAAAUAGGAACAUAAGACUUUAUUGUUGGGUUUUUAACAGAAAUGUUUGGUGAUCGACUAGGAAUGGCUUGGAGAUCCACCAGUCGAUCACGACCGGUUGGUGACCACUGCUCUACACCUUAAUGGUACGUUUUAUUGAAAGCAACCUAUUUUGGUGCAGAGACAUGCUUAAAGUACUUGUAUUUACACUUUGAGAAAAAUGUUAUUAGGUUUACCCAUUAAAUUGUUGGGGGCAUAUAUAGAGUGUGCGACUUUCUUUCUUUCUUUCUUUCUUUCUUUUUUUCUUUAUGUUUAUACAAUUUUAGACAUAUGACACAGUUAAAAAUAUAUAUAAUCCUGUAUUCAUUUCUGGGAUUGACACUCAAUGUGUCUCUUGGCUAGGAAUCAUUCUUGUGUCCAGUAGUAAGUCUUCAUCCCUUGUCUCUAUCCACAGAGUAUGUCUGGGUAUGUGACCCCUGUGAGCUCUGAGAUGGCUGCUCUGUCUGAGAUGAGGCGGGUGAGUGAUGUCCUCCCAUAUUUUGCUUUUUGAAAAUUGUGUUAGCAUUUUCCAUGGCCCUGCUUCCAGGUGCUUGGUUUAAAAGAGUGGAGGGAGGGACUAUGACCCUCUGAUAAGAAAUAGGUAUUUUGCCGGGGAGUGUUAUGUAACUACAGUAUUGAGUUGUGGAGAGAGUAUCCUCUUGAUGGACAAUAACUAUUCAUUGAUUGAUUUGGUGUGAAAUAAUAUUUAUGUGGUUUGGAAUCGCAAUGGUUCGGAAUUGUGAUGAGCUUUGUGUGUUUGGAGGCUUAAAACCUAUCUGUGUUGACUGCUGCUAUCCUGCUCUAGUCUAGUGCUUAGACCCAACCAGGAGCUUACCAAACACUCUUUUCUUCUUUACCCUAACCUAAACGCUGCUGAAUGCCGCUUUCUGGGUUAUAUCUCUGUGUCAGCAAAUAAUGUUCAAGUUCUGGGUAGGUAACUGGCAAAACUCGACAAAUGCUUUCGAUGACUCACGAGACAGAAACCCAAAGAGAUGAAAAGCAUUUGUGAGAACUCAGUGACUGUGAACGGUGGUGUGACUUGACCUCCUGAGUUUUCUGACCAUGGCGAUGGUGACCGGCUCCCCUCAGACAUUGUUGCACUCGUCCCGUCGCCCGUCCCUCUGUGAUGCUUCCUUCCCUGUGAUCUCUCUCUCUCUAUCUACCCUCUGGUUUGGUGUGGAUGGUUUGGUGUCGUGGCAUUCUGGCUCUCUCUCAGGUCAACUAAGAACAGGGCUAACUUUCUCUCUCUUCUCUCUUUCUCUUCUUCUUUUUCUCUUUCUGUCCAUCCACAGGACAGCUCCAGUUCUGUGGGGUCAGGGUCAGAGUUCACUGGAAUCAAGGAGCUUGAUGACAUCAGUCAAGAGAUCGCUCAGCUGCAGAGGUAAUUCACAACACUGUGGAGAUAUCAAAGGGGUCAUUUUCUUUCAAAGUGAUCACAAAUUAGUUUUGAUGUAAUUUAUUUCUCAUCACACAGCAUUUGUGCCACUGACAAUGAUCCAGAAUUCUGUACCUUAAAAACACACUAUCACAUCCCAAGGUCUUUAGGGAUGUAGAUUUUCAGAUAUUGUUUUGUUGUUGUUAUUUUUUGCGUUGUUAUGUCAUAUCCAGCUUAUUUCACCCUGUAUGACUUCAUCAAUCAUCACUCAACAUAUCUCCGACUUGGUUAGUCAUUGCAUUUUCACAGCAAUAGUUUAACCUAAAUGCAAUAAAAAGAGCAAUUAUAGAUGUAGGAUCUUAAUUUUUAACUUGAAGUGUAUUUGAGGUUUGAAAAGGCUUCUGAAGUUUGUAAUUUCCACUUUGAAAUGGCCCUUACGAAAACGUAUCAACCCCUACAAAACCACCUACAAAAGUCCAUUCAUUAUCAUCUUUAAAAAACAUAUACUUAAAAACUGGAAAUCAACCAAUCCUCCGUCAUUAAUGCAAUGGAACGGUUAGAUGCUUUAUUAUCUAAGAAUGUAAAGUGUGUGGGCUACGGAGAGCAGUUUAAGGCCAUGUGGAGUAAAGUGAUGCGGGUGCUGAAGAUGGGGGUGUGUGCUAGUGGGUCUGGGCAGGUGUGAUGUAGUUGAUGUUUGUAUGAUGUUGUCGUUUGUAUGUGUAUGUUUUGUAUUGUUUAUAAAAUAUUUAAAAUAAUAAUAAUAAGUACAUUAAUUAUUAUAAUAAUUUCCUGUUGCUGCAGGAUUAUUUUCCUGCUGCAGCAAACUGACUCAGAUUAAGAUCCUACAUCUGUAUACUGUUUUGGGUUUGUAUAUAUCCUUACGUUCUCUACAUACUAGAACUCAGGUGAUAAAAUGCACACUUCAAAGGAGAAGACAGUUGACAGCUGGUGGUGGAUGAGUCCUUCCCUCAUCCCACCUCUCUCCCCCCUCAUCCCACCUCAUCCCACCUCUGUCUCCCACUUCAUCCCACCUCAUCCCACCUCUCUCCCACCUCAUCCCACCUCUGUCUCCCACUUCAUCCCACCUCAUCCCACCUCUCUCCCACCUCAUCCAACCUCAUCCCACUUCAUCCUACCUCAUCCUACUUCAUCCCACUUCAUCCCACCUCAUCCCACCUCUCUCCCACCUCAUCCCACCUCAUCCCUCCCACCCAUCCUCCCACCUCAUCCCCUUCAGCACCUCAUCCCACCCUCAUCCCACCUCAUCCCACUUUCUCCCACCGCUCAUCCUACUUCAUCCCACCUCAUCCCAUCCAUCCCACUCGUCAAUCCCACCUUAUCCCACCUCAUCCCACUUCAUCCCACUCAUCCCACUUCAUUCCACUCUCCACUCAUCCACCUCAUCCCAAUUCAUCCCACCUCAUCCCCACUUCAUCCACCUCAUCCCACUUCAUCCCACCUCAUCCCACUUCAUCCCACCUCAUCCGACUUCAUCCCCCCUCAUCCCUUCAAUCCCCACCUCAUUCCCACCUCAGACCACUUCAUCCAACUUCAUCCCACCUCAUCCCACCUCAUCCCACCUCUCCCCACCUCAUCCCACCUCACUCUCCCCCUCCCCCUCCCACCUCAUCCCCUCCCACCUCUCGCCCCCCCACCCUCAUCCCACCCCCACCCGCCUCUCUCCCCACCUCAUCCCACCCACCCAUCCCAAAUCAAUCCCACCCCCAUCCCAUUUCAUCCCACUCAUCCCACCUCAUCCCCCCUUUCUCCCCAACCUCAUCCCCUCAUCCCCACUUCAUCCCACCUCCCACCCACACCCCUAUCCCACCUCUCCCACCUCAUCCACCCUCACCCCACCCUCAUCCCCCCUCAUCCCAACAUCCCACCUCAUCCCACCUCACCCCCCUCCCCCACCCACCCCCACCCUUAUGCUCCCCUCAUCCACCGGUCUUCGCCCCCUCCCCCCAUCCCACCUGCAUCCCACUUCAGCUCCCCAACCGUCACCCUUCCCCUCCCACCGCCCCUCCCACCCUCAUCCCACCUUCCCAUCCCACCUUAUCCACUCAUCCCACUUCAUCCCCCCUCAUCCCACUUCAUCCCACCUCACCCCAUCACCCACCUCACCCACUUAAAAUCCCACUCAUCCCACUUAAAUCCCCCCUAUCCCACCCAUCCCACCCAAUCCCCACCUCAUCCCCUCAUCCCACCUCCUCCCAUCCAGUCCCAACCUCACCCCUCAUCCCACCCACCCCGCAUCCCACCUCAUCCCACCUAAAUCCCACCCUCCCCCUCCCACCUCAUCCCCCCUUAUCUCCCACCCUUUCCCUCCACCAUCCCCCCUUCAUCCCCUCACCCACCUCAUCCCACUUCCAUCCUACCUCAUCCCACCCAUCUCCCACUUCAUCUUUCCCACCUCAUCCCACCUCAUCCCACCUCAUCCCACUUCAUCCCACUUCAUCCUACCUGCAUCCCAAUUCAUCCCAUUCCCAUCCCACCUCAUCCCACCCAUCCCACUUUCAUUACCCCUUCUCCCACCUAAUCCCACCUCACCCCACUUCAUCCCACCUCUCGACUUCAUCCCACCUCUCCCACCUAAUCCCAACCUCAAUCCCACUUCAUCCCACCUCAUCCCACUUCAUCCCACCUCAUCCCUUCAUCCCACCUCAUCCCACUCAUCCCACCUCAUCCCACUUCAUCCCACCUCAUCCCACUUCAUCCCACCUCAUCCCACCUCAUCCCACUUCAUCCCACCUCAUCCCACUUCAUCCCACCUCAUCCCACCUCAUCCCACCUCAUCCCACCUCAUCCCUCUCCCAUUAUCCUACCUCUCCCAUUCAUCCCACCCUUCCAUCCCACCUCAUCCCAAAUACCUCACCCACUUCCAAUCCCCCCUCUUCCAUGCCCCCCUCAUCCCAUCACCCCACUUCCCACCCCAAUUCCCAAUCCCACCUCAUCCCACUUCAUCCCACCUCAUCCCCCUCAUCCCCCCUCAUCCCCCACCUCAUCCCACUUCAUCCAUACCACCUCAUCCCACCUUCAUCCCACUUCAUCCCACCCCCAUCCCACCUCACCCUCCCCACCUAUCCCACUUCAUCCCACCUCAUCCCACUUCAUCCCCUCAUCCCACCUCAUCCCACUCAUUCCCACCUCAUCCCACUUCAUCCCAUCUCAUCCCACUUCAAUCCCCCCUUCAUUCACCCCAAACCCCAUCCCAAUUCAUCCCACCCAUCUCCCACUUCAUCCCACCUCAUCCACUUCAUCCCACCUCACCCACUUCAUCCCCACUUCCCCAUCCCACCCCAUCCCAAUUCACCUCCCCACCUCAUCCCACUUCAUCACCCCACCUCUCCCACCUUCCAUCCCACCUCAUCCCACUUCAUCCCACCCCAUCCCACCUUCACCCACCUCAUCCCCCAAUUCAUCCACCUCAUCCCAAUCAUCCCACUUCAUCCCACCUCACCCACCUUCAUCCCACUCAUCCCAACCUCAUCCCAUUUCCCAUCCCACCUAAAUCCCACCUCAUCCCACUUCAUCCCACCUCAUCCCACCUCAUCCCACUUCACCCCCCUCUCCAGCCUUCCUUUACUGUGUGUAUUUUAUCAAUAUUUUGUUUUCACCACAUACUCUUCAUGCUGCGUCAGCAAUCUUGCUUUUACACACUGGAAUGCACUCAGGUAACCCUCUCUUGGCUGUCACAGUCUGUCCUUUUUCUUUUGUUGUCAUAUUUUGAUUGGAGGAGAAGGGAAGGAAGGAGGAGGGGGAGGAGAGGGAGGAGGAGGAGGGAAGGAAGGAGGAAGAGAAGGAAAGAGGAGAGGGAGGGAAGGAAGGAGGAGGGGGAGGAGAGGGAGACUGGCUGGUUCUACCCUGUGGUGCUGUGUAUUGAUGGUUGUGUGUGUUUGUCUCUCGCUCAGGGAGAAAUUCACCCUGGAGCAGGACAUCAGAGAGACUGAGGAGGCCAUCAGACACAAGUCCUCAGAGGUGCAGGUGAGCAGGCAUACCAUUUUUAAUUAAAAGGGGACUCAGGGGUUUUCACAUAUGUAUAAAUAUUUUUUUAAAUGCAAUAUGGUGGUUCUCCAAAUUGAAGAAUUGUGAUAAAUCUGGAAUUUACUGUUUUUCCGAAAACACCCUAUUUCAAUUAUUUAAAUGUAUCUUCCCCCAAACCAAUAUCCUCUUCUUUCCCCCCAUCUGUCCAUCAGGAGAUGCAGAACGACCUGGACAAAGAGACGUGCUGUCUGCAGGAGCUGGAGGCCCAGAAGCAGGAUGCCCAGGAGCGGCUGGAGGAGAUGGACCAGCAGAAGACCAAGCUGGAGGACAUGCUCAACGACGUCAGGAUCCAGUGCAAGGAGGAGUCCCAAAUGGUGAGAGGGAUGGAGGGUUAGAUCGGCAGAAGGUUGAGAGAGGGAUUGGACAGGGGUCAGGUAGUAGUUGUGGAAUCAAUAUGAAACAAAUCCAUAGCUACUUUUCACUAUCAAUCUGAUAAACAGACCUUACAUCCUUGGAUUGAUGGACAAAGCUUACAUUGUCGGCUUUCUCUCGCUCCCUCUCUCCCUUUGUCUGUUGCUGUCAAUCGCUUUCUCUACCCCAGAUCUCGUCUCUGCAGAACCAGAUCCACUCCCAGGAGACAGACCUGCAGAGCCAGGAGGAGGAACUGAGCCGGGCUAAGGCAGACCUGAACCGGCUGCAGCUGGAGGAGAGCCAGAUGGAACAGAGCCUGACUGCUGGCAAGUUCCAGCUGGAGACCAUCAUCAAGUCCCUCAAAGCUACCCAGGAUGAGAUCAACCAGGUGAGAGAGAACCACUGGGGCCUGGUAGUGAGAGAGGAGAAGCAACGGGAAUGUUCCCAGUCAGAUAUGCAGAGGUCCUAGAAACAGUGAUGUCCUGUUGGAGUUAGCGUUAAGGACAACGACCACAACCUUACCUGAUUCACACAAUAGGGCCAACCCGAACCAUGCUGGUUCUGAAAUGUUAUUGUCGCAUUGUCCUUUCCAGCAUGGUUCCAGCACAGCUAUCUAUGGUGCAUGCGUAACCAGGCCAGCCCAAUUCAGCUCAGCAUGGCUCGGCUCUGUUUUGUCCUAUGGUGUGAACAAGGCUGAUGUGUCUGGGAUGUGAGAGGACCUGUUGCAAGACACUUUCUAAUGUGACCACCAGGGGGAGACUUUGUGUUAUGAAUGGCGAAACCAACCAGAUUCAAUUUGUGCUUGGUUCUUUCUCUCUUGAGUUCUAUCCUCCCAUUUCUCUGAAAGUAAUUCAGCAUAGACUGGACAUUUAAGGCGUACUUCAUUUUCAGUGAAAUUCUAGGGAAGUUGUUUUAGAGAGAAAAUGCAAUAUAUUUCGUUAUUAUAUUUUAAAGUGCAUGUGCUCUCUUGAAUUCAUUUGGAGAUAUCAGCUGGUUCUCAGUCCUCUGCCAGGUUUGGGUGUGGCAGUUUCAGUUAGAGCAUCAACUGUUCUACCUCCGCUUUCUGCAUCAUCUGGAUCAUCAUAUCUGACAUGACUUCCACGUGCCACAGCCCACGCCUCAGAUCUCACAUCACCUUCUCACAUCUCUCGUAUCACCCUGAGAAAGGAUGCUGAGCCAUACAUGGCUGUGUUCUCUUUUAUAGGUGGGGGAAUGUCCUUGCCAUUGCAUUGAGAUACGUGAGAGAUGAUCCAUUCUCAUCUACUCUCAUUAUGAACAAACAGCAGCACAUCCAUACUCAUCAGGACCAAAUCAUAUUGACUCUAAUAUCAGAAUUUGUCACUCUUCUCUCAAUAAAUUCAAACCAUAUUGAGAUUACACCACUAUAGUCCCUGUUGUAUUCUCAGCCCACCAUCUGUGAGGAGCCAAGGGGAAUACCAGCACUCAGCUGUAGCCACUUUAUGAUUUUAGUUUUGUCUCUCAAGGACAUAUUGAAAUUAAAUGGAAAAAGUAAUCACAACCUUAUGUACAAACACAUGGACAUGGCCGGCUCCAGGCAUAAGUGACAUAAGUGGUCUCUUAGGGCCCCCAAAAGUCUAGAGCCGGCCCUGCACAUGGACCACAGCACCCUGCAUUCACAUAGGACUGUGUUGCUACCCUAACAACCCUAACAUUCUCUGUGUUGAAUGAAACCCUACAUUAACCUACUGUGUUGUGCUGUUCCUUCAGGCUCGCAGUAAGCUGUCUCAGAUCCAGGACAGCCAGCAGGAGAUGAAUAAGAGCAUUGAGCAGUACAACAGCACCUUGAACGGGACCCACAGAGGCAGCAUGACCAACCUGGCUGACAUGAGCGAGGGAUUCCCCGACCGCGAGAAUGGAGGCUUCGGAGCCAUGGUGAGGAGACCACACUGUUUAUAGGGACAGGAGGUUAAAUUCAGGGCCAUAUAUCUACGGCCAGAGUUCUUUUCCUGGCCAGGUCAUGUGGCUCUAUUUGUAAACCUAAAGAAGUAGCACAUAAGUGCAUUGCAAACCUGUAGAAGUAAUAUAUAGGAGAGGUAAAUUGAGGUUGAAUGCUUGGUGUCUAGUGGAGAACUGGUUAAACCUACAAAAGGCAGAGUAUCCAACAAUGGAUAUUGUUCUACUCUACUGAACAUAGCUGGUACAUUUGGACUUGAACAAUGGAUUGCAGCCCUAGUGUAAUGUUGUAGUUCCUUUCAGAUCAUGGUAAUAUGAUGAUUCAUUGAAACCUGCUGGCCUGGGUGUGAAAUUCAUCUGCGUGUCACCACUUCGAACAGCUGCAGAGAGCUUAUCAGAUAAAAAGAGACGAUUAGGGGACUGUGCAAAACCUUCACCUGCAAAGAAAGGAGGUAUCACUUCCUUCAUUUAGCAUCAGAAAUGUUCCAUUCAAACGAGCGACUCCAGAAUCUUAAGUGGAUUAAUCCCAUAGUUUGGUUAUAUCUUAUUUGCUUUCCACAUAAUGUAAUUAUCUUGGCUUAAAUACUCUCGCACGCUGUUAUUUUACCUGGCAGCCCUCUAUUAUUCCAUCUUAAGCUUUAUUACCUGUGCAUUUUGAAAGGGCUCGAACACUUAGUGCUUAUUCUUGGUCCUAAUUCUGGGAAGUGUGGCUGAGUAAAUACAGGGAUCAUGGUCAGACUUCAAAUCAAAUCAAAUCAAAUUUUAUUGGCCACAUGCGCCGAAUACAACAGGUGCAGACAUUACAGUGAAAUGCUUACUUACAGCCCUUAACCAACAGUGCAUUUAUUUUUAACAAAAAAGUAAAAAUAAAAAAGUGUUGAGAAAAAAAAGAGCAGAAGUAAAAUAAAAUAACAGUAGGGAGGCUAUAUAUACAGGGGGGUACCGGUGCAGAGUCAAUGUGCGGGGGCACCGGCUAGUUGAGGUAGUUGAAGUAAUAUGUACAUGUGGGUAGAGUUAAAGUGACUAUGCAUAAAUAAUUAACAGAGUAGCAGCAGCGUAAACGGAUGGGGUGGGGGGGCAGUGCAAAUAGUCCGGGUAGCCAUGAUUAGCUGUUCAGGAGUCUUAUGGCUUGGGGGUAGAAGCUGUUGAGAAGUAUUUUGGACCUAGACUUGGCACUCCGGUACCGCUUGCCGUGCGGUAGCAGAGAGAACAGUCUAUGACUAGGGUGGCUGGAGUCUUUGACAAUUUUGAGGGCCUUCCUCUGACACUGCCUGGGAUAGGCACAGACUUCUUAUUGAAAUAAGGAGAAAUCCUGCUUAUGAAACAUAACAAGUAAGCGUUUUCAUAGCUAGGGCUCGUCUGGCACGUGAAGGCAGGUUUUCUAGAGAAACCCGACACCCUAAAGAAUGUGGGCCUAACAGAAAUGUUUUCCUACCGACUCGGGGGCUAUUUUAUUGGGACCAGCUGAGUGCAGUGGAGCGCAGCAGACACCGAAUGGACAAAUUGCAGGAGAAUGAAAAUUGCCUGUGCGUUAUUAAAGUGAAACUCAAGCUCGGGGGGCUCUCUGGUCUGGUCUCAUCUGGAACCAGGCAGUCAUAGUGGGGCUUUUCUUCAGGCACACAUUCCUCUCUCCGAGGUCUCUGUUAGUGUUGUUGAACUCAAAUUCCUCCACUUGAACCUGAGUGGGCCGUUAUUGAAAUGUGAAGUAUUUGAUUUGAUGGCUGUCGUGUGGCAGCUCGGCGAGACUUAGCGGUCGACUGAAUAAACAAUGGAGUCGAAGUGCGUUGGUUUUCUCCUUAAUGCCUGUCUGAGGGGAAAAUGGUUGGAGAUGGUGGCAGCGUUUUAAGUGUAAAUAAACCGAAGCUCUCCAGAGCCAGACAGACAUCACAAAUCCCUGUUUUUCUCCCCUUCUCAGGAGGACCCGUUCAAGGUGAAGACAUCUGGGUUCAAUAGCGUCCCUCAGGAGAUGCACACAGACCCCUUCCACUCCGAAGACCCCUUCAAGACAGACCCCUUCAAGACAGACCCCUUCAAGACAGACCCCUUCAAAAGUGCUGAUUCUCUCUUUCCUCUCAAUCUCCUCUCCCUCCCCCGCCGCAUCUCUCUCCCUCAUCUUCCUCUCCUCUCGCUCUCUUCUCUCCAUCCUCCUCCUCGCCACCUGCUCUCACGCCGCAUCCCUCGUUUCAGUCUGCCCCUCUCUCUUCCCUCCACUCUCUCCCUCCAGCGCCAGCUCCGCCUCCAUCCUAAUUGCCCUCCCAUCUCCUCUUCGCCUCCAUCCUCUCUCGCCCUCCACUCCUCUCCCUCCUCCCCCUCCCCCUCUCCAUCUCUUUUUCAUCUCCUCUCUCUCUUUCCUCUCCAUCUCUCCUUCUCUCUUCCCUCCCUCUCCUCUUCCUCCUCUCCUCUCUCUUUCCUCUCCCUCUCUCUUUCCUCUCCUCUCUCUCCUUUCCUCUCCAUCUCUCUCCCUCUCCCUCUUCCUCCCCUCUCUCUCUUUCUUUCCCUCCUCUCCUCCUCUUUCCUCUCCAUCUCUCUCUUUCCUCUCAUCUCCUCUUUCCUCUCCCUCCUCUCCUCCAUCUCCCUUUUCCCUCCCUCCUCUCCUCUCUCCUCUUUCCUUCCAUCUCCUCCCCAUCGCUCUCCUCGGUUCCUCUCCAUCUCUCUAGUCCCUCGUCCCCUCAUCCAUCCCUCCUCUCCUCUCCCUCUCUUUCCUCUCCUCUUCCUCUCCUCUCUCUCGUUCGCUCUCCCAUCUCUCUCAUUUCCUCUGCCAUCUGCUCUCUUGCGCCAGGCCCUCUCCUGCGCCAGCCCUUUCCCUCGCUCUCCUCUCUCCUCUCCUCUCUCCCUCUCUUCCUCUCCUCCACCCUCCGCUGAUCUCUCUUCCCGCUCCCCUCUCCCUCUCGCCGGCUCUCGUCCGAUCUUCUCCGCCUCCUCAGCGUCUCCAUCUCGCUUUCUCUCCUCUAUCUCCUCCGCUUUCCUAUCCUCCCUCCCCGCUCUCUUUACGCCUCCCUCUCUCUGCCUCUCCCUCUCCUUUCUCUCGCCUAUCUCUCUUUCCUCUCCAUCUCUCUCUUUCCUCUCCAUCUCUCUCUUUCCUCUCUAUCUCUCUCUUUCCUCUCCAUCUCUCUCUUUCCUCUCCAUCUCUCUUUCCUCUCCAUCUCCUCUCCCUCUCUCUCUUUCCUUUCCCUCUCCUCCUCACUCAAAUGUUCCCACAGCGCUCCCAUCCUCCCUCUCCCUGACAUUAUUGGUAGUUUCACCAGAAGCAAUGUGGACUCCUCUGCAGCUUGUCUAAGACUUUGUUUUUGCAGUUCUGCCUUUGUUUGCCUUAAGUGUGCUCUAUAAUUUGUUUUUGAUCCCUCAGGGUUUAGAAUCCCCAUUCCAGCAUUUUAGCUUUUGUUCUCUGUGGCAUAGCCUCUGAUUGUCUCCCCCCUCCCACUUGAUUCCUCUCCUAUAGGUGACCCCUUCCAAAAUGACCCUUUUGCAAAGCAGUCAUCACUACCAGCCGCUGCAGGUAUUUAUUUAUUCACAACACGAAAGAGCCAUACAUGAGCUUAAUUAUACAUGGACAUCACAGGAGGUUGGUGGCACCGUAAUUAGGGAGGAUGGGCUCGUGGUAAUGACUGGAGCGGAAUAGGGGGAAUGGUAUCAAACACAUGGUUUCCAUGUUUGAUGCCAUUCCAUUUGCUCCGUUCCAGACAUUAUUAUGAGCCGUCCUCCCGUCAGCAGCCUCCUGUGAUGGACAUACAAUGCCAUCCUCUUGUCAUGAUAAAAACUCUUAAGGAUCGGGCCCUUUUUUAAAAUCUUCUCCUAAAAUGACAUACCCAAAUCUAACUGCCUGUAGCUCAGGACCUGAAGCAAGGAUAUGCAUAUUCUUGAUACCAUUUGAAAGGAAACACUUUGAAGUUUGUGGAAAUGUGAAAUUAAUGUAGGAGAAUAUAACACAUUAGAUCUGGUAAAACAUAAUACAAACAAAAAAACAUGCGUGUUUUUUUAUUUAUUUAUUUUUUAUCAUCUUUGAAAUGCAAGAGAAAGGCCACAAUAUAAUAUUGCAGUUUAGGCGCAAUUUAGAUUUUGGCCACUAGAUGGCAGCAGUGUGUGUGGAGAGUUUCAGAUUGAUCCAGUGAAGCAUUGCAAUACUGGACUAUUUUGUAUCAAGUCUGCCCAAAUGUGCCGAAUUGGUAAAUUUAUACAUUUCCAACUACAUAACUAUAGAGAACAUACAAAAAUGAUAUGGUAAUACAAAAUGUAAGUUUACACACUCCCAGGAAUGUCAUACAUUUACAUUUACAUUUACGUCAUUUAGCAGACGCGCUUAUCCAGAGCGACCCACAAAUUAAUGCAUUCAAUUUAUGAUAGCCAGUGGGACAACCACUUUUUUUCCCUUUUUUAUUGGGAUUACUUUUAUACUAUUCAAAGUAUUCCUUAAAGAGGUAGGGUUUCAAGUGUCUCCGGAAGGUGGUCAGUGACUCCGCUGCCCUGGCGUCGUGAGGGAGCUUGUUCCACCAUUGGGGUGUCAGAGCAGCGAAUAGCUUUGACUGGGCUGAGCGGGAACUGUGCUUCCGUAGAGGUAGGGGGGCUAGCAGGCCAGAGGUGGAUGAACGUAGUGCCCUCGUUUGGGUGUAGGGUCUGAUCAGAGCCUGAAGGUAAGGAGGUGCCGUUCCCCUCACAGCUCCGUAGGCAAGCACAAUGGUCUUGUAGUAGAUGCAAGCCUCAACUGGAAGCCAGUGGAGUGUGCGGAGGAGCGGGGUGACAUGAGAGAACUUGGGAAGGUUGAACACCAGACGGGCAGCAGCGUUCUGGAUAAGUUGUAGGGGUUUAAUGGCACAGGCAGGGAGCCAAGCCAACAGCGAGUUGCAGUAAUCCAGACGGGAGAUGACAAGUGCCUGGAUUAGGACCUGUGCCGCUUUCUGUGUAAGGUAGGGUCAUACUCUGCGAAUGUUGUAGAGCAUGAACCUGCAGGAUCGGGUCUCCGCUUUGAUGUUAGCGGAGAACGACAGGGUGUUGUCCAGGGUCACGCCAUGGUUCUUUGCACAUGCAUGAUGGGUCAUUAGCUUAUACACUAACUUUCACACAUCUAGAUGGCCGGCGGGGUGGGUGUGGAGCCAGAGACCGCAGGGGUUCAAACUGUAGAACCCUACAUUUGAAUAUAAAAAUGGAUUUUAUCAAACAAAACUAUGCUACAUUUUAUCUCUGGGACCCUUAGGAUGACAAAUCAGAGAAAGAUUACUGAAUUACAUUAUUUACCUUCAGAGGUGAAUGUAUCAAACCAGUUGCCGUGAUACAUUUUUUGUUGUUGUGCACUCUCCUCAAACAAUAGCAUGGUGUUUUUUCACUGUAAUAGCUACUGUAACUUGGACAGUGUAGUUAGAUUAACAAGAAUUUAAGCUUUCUGCCCAUAUAAGACAUGUCUAUGUCCUGGAAAGUUUGCUGUUAUUUACAACAGUCAUGCUAAUCACAUUGGCGCACGUUAGCUCAACCGUCCCGUGUACGGGACACCGAUCCCGUGGAGGUUAAUGACACUAUGGAACUGUGAAAAACAGGCCUUCACCGCCACACUUCUCUCUUUGUAAUAUUGGGGACUUUCUGUUACCUUAUCUUCAUGAUGAGGCAAAAAAAAGCACUGAUGUUUUCAUUGCAGCACACACCUCGCUUACUCCUAAGGCAAUAAGCCUAACUGUAAUUAUAAGAUACAUUCCAAAUAAAAUAUUUGCUGUAUAUUGAAUGUUAUCUUAAUGGUGAUUGCCAAAUGUCUGUAGACACUUGUUGUGUUUGUCUUGCGUAAUGGAGAAUGCCUACGUUCUCAAUGUUGACUAUAGUAAAGUCAAUGAGAGUUGAACACACAUCAAUUUGAACUGAUUAAAACAAAAUGCAUAGAACUUUCAUAAGGGGAAAUGGGAAAUAACGUUGAACAUAGUGCCUCAACUGGGUUAAAUGAGUCUUACUGAAGAGGUUAACCAAAUUAGACAUACAUUAUCUCCACUACUAUAUGACUUAUGGUCCGGAUGCUACAGACUACAGAGUAAACCUAAUUCAUAUAGCGUCUCUAUGUGAAGUAUACAGCCCAGUCAGACUGGCCUGUGUGAAGGAAAGGUCAUGUCUGAUCUACAGUCUGCUCUCCUAGAUCUUUCUCUCCACCCAGACCCCUUUGGGGGGGACCCCUUCAAAGAGACGGACCCCUUCAAGGCCUCGUCGGAAGACUUCUUCAAGAAGACCACCAUCAAGGCAGACCCCUUCAGCACCCCUGACCCCUUCAGUAAAAGUGCCACCCUCCCCACCAAGGUACAGAGAAGCCAUCAUGGUACCUUCUAACCACAUUGAAUAUAUUUGUAUUUUCAAUUCAGUUUAUAUGUGGGUGUAUAAACUGAGUAUACAAAACAUUAAGGACACCUGCUCUUUCCAUGACAUACACUGAGUGUACAAAACAUUAAGGACACCUUCCUAAUAUUGAAUUGCACCCCCCCUUUGCCUUCAGAACAGCCUCAAUUCGUCGGGGUAUGGACUCUACAAGGUGGCGAAAGCGUUCCAUUGACUCCAAUGCUUCCCACAGUUGUGUUUAGUUGGCUAGAUGUCCUUUGGGUGGUGGACCAUUCUUGAUACACACGGGAAACGGUUGAGCGUGAAAAACCCAGCAGCGUUGCAGUUCUUGACACAAACUGGUGCGCCUGGCACCUACUAACAUACCCCGUUCAAAGGCACUUACAUAUUUUGUCUUGCCCAUUCACCCUGUAAAUGGCACACAUUCACAAUCCAUGUCUCAAUUGUCUCAAGUCUUAAAAAUCCUUCUUUAACCUGUCUCCUCCCCUUCAUCUACAAGGAUUGAAGUGGAUUUAACAAAAUACUAUAAAUAAGGGAUCAUAGCUUCCUAAUGUUUGGUAUACUCAGUGUAUGUAUGUAACUGUUUCUUUAUGCUUGUUCUUGCAGACUAGUAAUUUUACAAGCAGCGCAGACCCUUUCAUAUCCAUUAGCCCAAAACCCAGCAGAGGCCCAGGACCAGGUACAUGCUCAAAUAUCUUUCUCCUAUUCUCCUAUUUCUUAUCACCCCAAGUCGUCUUUAGGCUACCUCUCUCUCCACCUCUUUCUCUGGCAUGUAUAAGUCUGCUUUCUGUAUUCAGAGAGAGAGAGAUAUACACCAGUGAUGUGUAAAGUCAAAUUCCUGUACAUGCAAAUGUAUUUGGUGAAUAAAGGUGAUUCAUUUUCCGGUGAGUUACACAAUGCUUUUCACACCUUUUUGGCCCAGCCUACUGCUGUCUGUGUAUAAGCAUAUAGGCCUUUGGGGUAGUGAGCUGUCUUAACCCGCAGUGCAGUUGACAAGAAGCUAUGAAAAUAGUUCCCAUCUUUGACAUGCGUUUAAACCCUCCAACCCUUUUUUUCCCUUCACGUUUUUAAACACAGGGUAGGUCUCAGUCUGUGUUUGGGUGCUGGUGGUUAACAAAUAUCAGAGUAAAAUAGCACAAUACCUCAAAUAGAAUUUGUAUGAAUAAGAUGGGUAACAUUUUGACCCUAAUGGUUUUAAGAGAGGGAAACAGUUGAGGUUCUUGUUUGAUGUGAUAUUUUCCUAAGGUUCCCAUUCUUAGCAGCACAUGAACCACUUAAAGCUCUUGAAACAGUCCCUGUGAAAACAAGAGAUGCAUUGUGGCUUGGUCCCAGAGGAUAGCUCAUGGCAUCUGAAAUAGCCCUAGAGAGACCUUGGACAGGGCCAUCUGUAACUGUGUAAGUGUGUAGGUCCCAUUCUCAAUCAACCCUUCUUUUCUCUGGGGUUGUGCAAAGAAAGUCCUCUUUUUAUUUUCCCUAGGAAAUUGCUGUAGUCCAUAUAAACACAUUACACCAUGCAGUACUGCAAUAACAUCGCCGUGCUAGAGCACAGGGCAGGCUGUGGCAGUUGGAUAUUUGUAGGGUCAGGUUUUCAUGUUAGUUUGCCUAUUGAACUUAUGCGCCAAGAGAAAAGGUGUCACGUUGGAUACUUGAUAGUCAAAUCUUUUCGCCAGCUCAUUUUGUCUCUCUUGACUGAAACUACACAGGGUUUCUACACACUCAGGGGUGAAACAGUGAAACAUUGAUGCAACAGUGUGCCAACCGUUGAGCAAUGACUCUGGAAGCACAAACCAUAUCAGUCUUGUUUCAAAAAAUUGAAUAAUGAAGGAAGCUUUAUGCAACAUCUUUUUGAGGGCGGACCCAAUACACAUUUUUGUUUGUCUGAAUUUGCGGGGUUUACGCACUAGCCAAGCUUCUGGGAGAGCGCCAUGGUUUUACGCACCAGCCAAGCUUCUGGGAGAGCGCUAUUGGUUUUACGCACCAGCCAAGCUUCUGGGAGAGCGCUAUUGGUUUUACGCACCAGCCAAGCUUCUGGGAGAGCGCCAUGGUUUUAUGCACCAGCCAAGCUUCUGGGAGAGCGCCAUGGUUUUACGCACCAGCCAAGCUUCUGGGAGAGCGCCAUGGUUUUACGCACCAGCCAAGCUUCUGGGAGAGCGCCAUGGUUUUACGCACCAGCCAAGCUUCUGGGAGAGCGCCAUGGUUUUACGCACCAGCCAAGCUUCUGGGAGAGCGCUAUUGGUUUUACGCACCAGCCAAGCUUCUGGGAGAGCGCUAUUGGUUUUACGCACCAGCCAAGCUUCUGGGAGAGCGCCAUGGUUUUACACACCAGCCAAGCUUCUGGGAGAGCGCCAUGGUUUUACCACCAGCCAAGCUUCUGGGAGAGCGCCAUGGUUUUACGCACCAGCCAAGCUUCUGGGAGAGCGCCAUGGUUUUACGCACCAGCCAAGCUUCUGGGAGAGCGCCAUGGUUUUACGCACCAGCCAAGCUUCUGGGAGAGCGCCAUGGUUUUACGCACCAGCCAAGCUUCUGGGAGAGCGCUAUUGGUUUUACGCAUCAGCCAAGUUUCUGGGAGAGCGCCAUGGUUUUACGCACUAGCCAAGCUUCUGGGAGAGCGCCAUGGUUUUACGCACCAGCCAAGUUUCUGGGAGAGCGCCAUGGUUUUACGCACUAGCCAAGCUUCUGGGAGAGCGCCAUGGUUUUACGCACCAGCCAAGCUUCUGGGAGAGCGCUAUUGGUUUUACGCACCAGCCAAGCUUCUGGGAGAGCGCCAUGGUUUUACGCACCAGCCAAGCUUCUGGGAGAGCGCCAUGGUUUUACGCACCAGCCAAGCUUCUGGGAGAGCGCCAUGGUUUUACGCACCAGCCAAGCUUCUGGGAGAGCGCCAUGGUUUUACGCACCAACCAAUCUUCUGGGAGAGCGCCAUGGUUUACGCACCAACCAAGCUUCUGGGAGAGCGCCAUGGUUUUACGCACCUAGCCAAGCUUCUGGGAGAGCGCCAUGGUUUUACGCACCAGCCAAGCUUCUGGGAGAGCGCCAUGGUUUUAUGCACCAGCCAAGCUUCUGGGAGAGCGCCAUGGUUUUACGCACCCCAGCCAAGCUUCUGGGAGAGCGCCAUGGUUUUACGCACCCCAGCCAAGCUUCUGGGAGAACGCCAUGGUUUUACGCACCAGCCAAGCUUCUGGGAGAGCGCCAUGGUUUUACGCACCAGCCAAGCUUCUGGGAGAACGCCAUGAUUCCCUUUUGAUUAUGUUUCAUAGAGCACCCUUUCGAAUACUUUGAAUAUUUGUGUAUUUGUGCUGUGUAACCUAAACCCUGGACUAACUUUUCUUAAACGUCUCAUGUUGAUAUUUGCUCAGAUCUCUUUGGCACUCUGGACCCCUUUGGAAGCAGCACUGCUUUUGGAGGCAGUAACAGCUCAUUUGGCAGUAUCAGUAACAGUGGGUUUGCAGACUUCAGCCAAAUGUCAAAGGUCAGAGACCCAAUGAAAGGAAGAGGAGGUUUCCCAGAAUACCAGCAGGUACAUCUACUAAAGACUAUGAACUUUUACAUUGCAUUUAUUUAUUCAGUAGACUGCACAAUUCCUAUCCAGAGGUGCACAAUGAACCGUUUGGGUAGUUUUUCUAACUUCCUGAUUUAACACCACUGCACAUCAGUCUUAAUAUGAUUUGGAACUUAUGGACAGUUGUGAAGUGACUGCUAUUAGCUUCAGCUUUGGCAUCUGAAGACUCAUAUAUUCUCCCUCCCUCCCUCCAGUCGGGGUUUGUGGAGGACCCCUUCAGUAGGAAGCAGGACGGCCCAGCUCUGCCGCCCAAGAUGGGUGUUCCCCCCAGACCCAAACCUCCCAGUGGUGAGUGAGGCUGAAGGGAAACAGGGAGAAAUAGAGGGAGGAAAUAAGUGAGAGAAUAGAGAUGGAGUGGAGGUGUAGGAGAGAGAGAGAGACAAAGGGGCAGAUAGAGAAUGCUAAACAGAGAGAGGGAAAGGGAGAGAGAAAAAAUUAACUAGAGAGGAGGGGGAGGUAGCGGGUUAACCAAGGACGGGUAAUGCCUACCUUCUAGGUUUCACUAUGAAUAAUACUACUUAACACCUUGUACCUUGAUUAACAGUACACUUUGCAAUAUAGGUCAACUUAUAGAAUUGUGAUGAUUUAGUAUUUCCCUUUGUCAUUUCACUGCAAGUGUUCCCCUCUUUUGUUUAGAUCUUCUAGUGACAUACACAGAAUAAGGUUGUGAGGAUGACUGGCAUGGCUCAUCAUCACAUAUCUUCUGACUGUUAGAACGUAGUUGACUAGAAGGAGUUAUAAGGGAUCUGCAUACCCACUGCGCACACGCUGGUUGAUUCAACGUCGUUUCCACGUCAUUUCAACAAAAUUACGUCGAACCAACGUGGAAUAGACGUUGAAUUGACGUCUGUGCCCAGUGGGUAGUCUUUAAAGCUUAAACUCUGCUGGUGUCGCCUCCUCUCUUACCUCCACAUGAGUAGAGUAUGCUAGUCAGUAGUCAUAGAUCAAACAGCGAUGCUCACUGCAGCUCAGAAACAAGAAAGACACUUCAUGAAAACAGAGAAGAAGAGUUCAUCAUCUCUGCCAAACCACUGUCGCUUUCAUGAUUUUCAUGAUUUCACCACCUACUAUUAUUAAAGCGGUCCCACUUUAUGGUAAAACCAUGUAUUCAAUAUGCAAUGUAAUUGCAAUAUAGCCUAGGUAUACAUUAUUACAAAGUAGUUGCAACUUUGAUGCAUGUUAGUGGUUUGUGUGCUGAAUUACAUGCAUAACAUAAAUAAAAAUUGUAGCUAAACAUCUAUCUUUAGAAUCCUUGCUUGACAUUAGUGUUAGAUGCCAAGCUGCAGGGAGAACACAGAGCAUCAGGUCUCACAGGAGAUGAUGAGUAAGAACACAGAUGAUCUGUGGUUGGCCAUGGUGACACCAGAUCGCCCGAUGUUCUCAACCCCACCCUUCCCCACUUCCUCUGUUUCCACUGUGCGUGUGUGUGUGUGGGUGCAGGCAUGUGUGUGCACACUCGGGUGAGCAGUGUGGCUUCUCUGGCGACCUCUUACCCGACUCUGGUCACACUCUGUGCCCUGGCCAAUAAACAUAUUUCACACCUGGUUUUAUAGAACCAUGGAAAAUAUAUGAUAUGGGUAGAGAAGAAUUUGCAACAUACAGUAGAUAAGUGAAAGGUCACUGACAGAGUCAUAGUUUGAUGCAGAUAUCUUAAUGUUUCUAGGUGGUUUCUGAAGUCAUUACAUGGCAAUACUUCUGAAUGUAUUACAUAGCGAUACUUUAGAUUUGUACGAGAUACAGUCAGUCGGUCAUAAAUAGGACAUAUGAUUUAUGUCAUGAGAAUCAUGUCAGAACCUUUGUUUGUGGGGUUCUGAGGUGUGCCUUGUGCAUGACAUUGAUAGGUGGCACUGAUGAUGUGCUGGUAUUUUGGAGCAGGGUGGAGCUGACUGUAUGUGGGAAAGACUAUGUUCCAUUUCCUGAAAGAGAGAAACGUAUUGCCUGGCUGUUCAGUCGGGCUGUGAACUGCUAACCUUGGCAAGCCGGGUAUAAAUAAUAGUUUGAUUGACAAUGUGGUCAACACCUUCAGAAGCAACAACAACCAGCACUAUGUUCCCACGGCCCACUGACUGUGCCAGCCGAGGGUGGCCUACAGAGAAACAGCUUAGAAACAUCACUACCAUGUUAACUUGAACCUAUUUUAGAGUAGUUUCAGUUCUUUGUGAAAUGAUUGAUAUAUUUAUAUGUGGAUAUAAAGAUAUGAGGAUACAAUACGUUGGCAUAAAUAAGGCCAGGAGUUUUUCCUGACAUUACCAGGAAUAACUCUGGUCUCUACACUCUUAGAAAAAAAAGGUGAACCUAAAAAAGUUAUUACGCUUUUCCCGUAGGAGAACCCUUUGAAGAACCCUUUUGGUUCCAGGGAGAGCUCUUUUGGGUUCCAUGUAAAACCCUUUCCACAAAGGGUUCUACAUGAAACCCAAAAGGGUUCUACCUGGAACCAAAAAGGGUUCUCCUAUGGGGACAGCCAAAUAACCCUUUUGGAACCUUUUUUUCUAAGUGUAGUCAGAAAACACUGCUGUCCCUAGGGCCUUGGCAUGGCAUCACCCACCGAGGAGCGAUCUGAUGAACUUGUGAACUGAAUCCUCAGUUGGUUAUGUGGGCAGAAACUCUACGCAUCUGCUCGCCAUAAAACCCAGCAUAAAAUAGGAAAUUGCGGGUCUCCCGAGUGGCGCUGCGGUCUAAGGCACUGCAUCACAGUGCUUGAGGCGUCACUACAGACCCGGAUUCGAUCCCCAAACGACCGCGACCAGGAGACCCAUGAGACGCCGCACAAUUGGCCCAGCGUCGUCCGGGUUAGGGGAGGGUUUGGCUUGCCGGGAUGUCCAUCGUGCGCUAGUGACUCCUGUGGCGGGCCGGGGGAAUGCACGCUGACACGGACGCCAGUUGUACGGUGUUUCUUCUGACACAUUGGUGCGGCUGGCUUCCGGGUUAAGCGAGCAGUGUGUCAAGAAGCAGUGCAGCUUGGCAGGGUCGUGUUUCAGAUGACACAUGGCUCUCGACCUUUGCCUCUCCCGAGUCCGUACGGGAGUUGCAGCGAUAGGACAAGACUGUAACUACCAAUUGGAUAUCGCCAUUUAUUUUGAUACUGGGUUUAUGCAAUAUACUGCAUGGCCCAUCUAAUUUAAUGUGUUUAAUUCAUUCCAUGCUGGCAUAUUGUUUCAGUACAAUUUUGUGUGUAUGCGAUGGUGGGGGGGCAUUGUUUGUCUGCUCUCUCUAUUUUGUUUAAGUUGAGCUGCGUGUGGUUUUGGUGCAGACAUUGAUAAGGAAAAACGUCACAUUUCUGUGGUAAAAGUUAUCAAACCAUCACCUAAUACCUGAAGUUGUCCCCGUAACCACAUAUUUCAUCUUUGAGACAUCAGUGUAACAUUUAUAGUUCACAUGGGAGUACACCAUAUCUGUUGUGGUCUAUUUUGUUGGGGAAAUGACUGUGUCCUUACUGUCUCAAUGUCCUCAGGUAAAAGCACUCCCGUCAACAUGCCUGGAGGAGCGGGCGACUUGGCCAAGCCCUGCGACCCCUUCCAGCCGUUCGGCAGUGAUGCCAUCGACCCCUUUCAGAGUAAAAAGGUGGUCGGAGACCCCUUUAGUGGCAAAGACCCUUUUGCUCCUUCUGCCUCAAGUAAAGCCUCUAAAGACUCUUCCUUGGGUUUUGCAGACUUCAGUUCUGUAAGUUGAGCUCAGUGAUACUCUCUCUCUGUCCAGACCAGUCUAUAUAUACCUAGUCACUACCUCGCUGCUUCUAGCUCCCACAACGUUUAACUGAAGGAUCUAGAGCAGAGCAGACGACAAGGCUCAGCCUGUCUAUCUAGACCUUUCUGCUGCAUCUCAUCCUGGCCUCCCUUCACUGUGCAGACGUCUCUGUUUGUCAAUAACCUAAGACCAGAACCAGGCAUCUGCCCACUCAGACCCAUGGCAUAUUAACCACCAAGUAACAGGCUAACUGUUCAGACCUUUGGCAUUAGUAAUAACUACUGUUCAUGAUCACUGAUAAUCUGAUAAUCACUUUAAGCGUGUGUUCCAACCCACAAGCAUUUCGCUACACUAGCAAUAACAUCUGCUAACCAUGUGUAUGUGACCAAUACAUUUGAUACCUCAUAUCUAAGGAUGACACUGAACACAUUGUUGCCAUCUAGCUGUUUCCUGUUGAGUGUAAGCCUGUCUAAUGUUCCACAUAAGGCUCUCACUUGUCUAUACUGUGUUCUGAUUUUGGGGGGGAUUUUUCUCAACCCAUGCGUUGUAGUUGGUUACACACCACCUACAAUGCAUUUGAUGUUGUGCAGUAAAGCACAGAGCUGCAUUGCAGAAGUGAUCCCCAGUACUCGUGCAGGCAAGGGUGUCAGCCGUUUUUGUGGUUUGAUGUGUGCACUGCGAUUGGAACAUUUAAAUAAAUACAAUUAUAUUUUGCCUUGUGGUUUGCUGCUGGUUAAAAUGCUAUAGAGCAGGGGUAUUCAACUCUUGCCCUACGAGGUCCAGAGCCUGCUGGUUUUCUGUUCUACCUGAUAAUUAAAUACACCCUGAUUAGAUGGGAACAAUGAAACAAACGCAGUUGAACUGGCUUUGUGGUCCAGAGUUGAAUUUGAGGGCUAAAACAAGCACAAUUGAAAAGUAUUAUAUCUCUGGCAAUCAUCUCUGGCAGUCCAAUAAGUAGAUUCUGGCAGAGUGUGAAUUAUUAUUCAACCAGCCAGUGGGUGCUUUAAAAUCAGUGUUGAAUAAUCCAGCCAGUGUGGUGCUUUAAAAUCAGUGUUGAAUAAUCCAGCCAGUGUGGUGCUUUAAAAUCAGUGUUGAAUAAUCCAGCCAGUGUGGUGCUAUGACCUGGGCUGUCUGUCUAAACCAAAUAAUGGGUGUCUCACACAGUGAGUACGGUUACAUGCACACAAUAAUGUGAUUAUUGUGGAUAGUCAGAUUAAUAUAAUACUUUGUUUAAAAUGUUUACAUGCUUUGCAAGAAGAACCAUUUCCCUAAUAGUGCUGUUUCCAUGAACACAUCUGAAAUCAGGCUACCUGAUGGGAUUUAAAUAAAUGCCGAAAAUCGCCACAGUGACCAUGUUAUUUUUGCAAAGCCUAUUUGAUUCUGGCCACUACAUGACCAAAAGUGUGCUCGUCGAACAUCUCAUUCCAAAAUCAUGGGCAUUAACAUGGAGUUGGUCCCCCCUUUGCUACUAUAACAGCCUCCACUCUUCUGGGAAGGCUUUCCACUAGAUAUUGGAACAUCGCUGCGGGGACUUUCUUCCAUUCAGCCACAAGAGCAUUAGUGAGGUCAGGCACUGAUGUUGGGCGAUUAGGCCUAUCUCGCAGUUGGCCUUCCAAUUCAUCCCAAAGGUGUUUGAUGGGGUUGAGGUCAGGGCUCUGUGCAGGCCAGUCAAGUUCUUCCACACCGAUCUCGACAAACCAUUUCUGUAUGGACCUCGCUUUGUGCACGGGGGCAUUGUCAUGCUGUAUCAGGAAAGGGCCUUACCCAAACUGUUGCCACAUAGUUGGAAGCACAGAAUCGUCUAAAAUGUAAUUGUAUGCUGUAGCGUUAAGAUUACCCUUCACUGGAACUAAGGAGCCUGAACCAUGAAAAACAGCCCCAGACCAUUAUUCCUCCUCCAGCAAACUUUACAGUUGGUGCUAUGCAUUCAGGCAGGUAGCGUUCUCCUGGCAUCUGCCAAACUCAGAUUCGUCCUUCGGACUUCGAGAUGGUGAAGCGUGAUUCAUCACGCCAGAGAACAUGUUUCCACUGCUCCAGAGUCCAAUGGCGGGGAGCUUUACACCACUCCAGCCAACGCUUGGCAUUGCACAUGAUGAUUUUAGGCUUGUGUGCGGCUGUUCGGCAAUGGAAACCCAUUUAAUUAAGCUCCUGACUAACAGUUAUUGUGCUGACGUUGUUUCCAGAGGAAGUUUGGAACUCGGUAGUGAGUGUUGCAACCGAGGACAGAUGAUUUUUACGAGCUACGCACUUCAGCACUUGGCGGUCCCAUUCUGUGAGCUUGUGUGGCCUACCACUUCACGGCUGAGCCGUUUUUGCUCCUAGAGAUUUCCACUUCACAAUAACAGCACUUACAGUUGACUGGGGCAGCUCUAGCAGGGCAGCUCUAGCAGGGCAGACAUUUUACAAACUGACUUAUUGGAAAGGUGGCAUCAUAUGACGGUGCCACGUUGAAAGUCACUGAGCUCUUCAGUAAGGGAAAUUAUACUGUUUGUCUAUGAAGAUUGCAUGGCUGUGUGCUCGAUUUUAUACACCUGUCAGCAACGAGUGUGGCUGAAAUAGCCAAAUCCACUAAUUUGAAAUGGUGUCCACAUACAUUUGGCCAUAUAGUGUAUUUCUAAGAUGCAUACUUUCAGUUUUUCGAACUCACUCGCGCAUAAGAGGGAGGCUUGCGCUACCGGUGCUAGCAAAUGAAAUAUACCGCUGGAGCGCCAAUUAAGGUGGUUACAUGUUCUUAUAAUUCAACAGAUUGCUCAGAAAACCAGGUGUUAUAAUCGGCGUAUGCUUACUUCGAUUUUGACUUUACGCCGAUUAAAAUAAGCAGAGUAAAGUGUUUACAUGACUAUUACCAUAAUCGGCCUACUGCCAUAAUCAGUUUAAUAUCUAAUUAUUAGUGUGCAUGUAAACAUACUCAGUGAAGCCAUAAUCCAGCAUAUUCAUAUCUGAAUAUUGACCCUUACCAUCUAAGCUCCAAUCAUCAGCAGUCAGCCAGUCAGUCAGUCAAUCAGUCACUCAGUCAGCCAGCCAGUCAGUCAAUCAGUCAGUCAGUGAGUCAGCCAGCAAGUCAGUCAUUGAGUUAGUGAGUGUGUCAGAUAGUCAGUGAGUCAGUAAGUCAGUCAUUCACUCACUCAGUCAGUAAGUAAGUCAGUCAUUCACUCAGUGAGUCAGUCAGUCAGUCACUCAGUAAGUCAGUCAGUCAGUCACUCAGUAAGUCAGUCAGUCAGUCACUCAGUAAGUCAGUGAGUCAGUAAGUCAGUCAGUGAGUGAGUCAGUGAGUCAGUCAGUCAGUGAGUCAGUGAGUGAGUCAGUCAGUCAGUCAGUCAGUCAGUGAGUCAGUCACUUAUUAAGUAAUUAAUUCAGUCAGUCAUUCAGUCAGUAAGUCAGUCAUUCAGUCAGUGAGUCAUUCUAUCAGUGUGUGCCCUAUGCCAUUCUAGGCCAGAGAGGGAAGCCAAUCCGGUGUGGUUUAGUGACUGACAGCUCCAAGUCACUGGUCUGGCUGUGGGAUCUGUAGACACGGGAAGCAGCAGUAUCACUAUUCAGCUCUCAGUCCUGAGUCCUUACCCAGCAUGUCUAUGGUGUGUGUCACUGAUGUGUGUCCUACUAGUGUGUAGAUGCAGUAUCAGUGUGUAUCAGUUUGUCUUUUCUUGAGGCUUAGUUUGCUCAGUCUGGUUAGUGUUGGUCUGCUGCAUGACAUUGGUAGCAUAGAUCCUGUUUUACCAUCUCUGACUUGUGCCAAAUUACUCCCAAAGUAACCAAAACUAUUUUAACAGAAUCAGCUGCCUGGAUUUUAUUGAAACUAAAGAGGCAUGGUGAAUGAAGAUAUUAUCAACAACAAAAAAAUACAAUAUCAUAUAAUAAUUUAAUAAUCAUAUAUUAACUUGGCCCCUGAAUUGAAUGAUGAAUAAUUCAAGGUAACAAAUGUAAUGUAUCUAUUAAACGCCUCAAUGGAUUCUCCCGAGUGGCGCAGUGGUCUAAGGCUGUGCCACUAGAGAUCCUGGUUCGAAUCCAGGCUCUGUCAUAGCCGGCCGCGACCGGGAGACCCAUGGGGCGGCGCACAAUUGGUCCAGGGUAGGGGAGGGAAUGGCCGGCAGGGAUGUAGCUCAGUUGGUAGAGCAUGGCGUUUGCAACGCCAGGGUUGUGGGUUCGAAAUAAAAAAAUUAUGUAUGCACUCACUAACUGUAGGUCGCUCUGGAUAAGAGCGUCUGCUAAAUGACUAAAAUGUUCCAUAUUUAUUUUGGUGAGUAAGAAUUGAAGGUGCUCAUUUGACCCUGACAUCUGAAUCAGAUCUAACGUUGGUAAAGCAGUGUCUGCUAAUAUGUGUGUAUUGGUAUGCAUGGGAGAGUUCCUAGCUUACACAGGCUAGAUCUCAUACUGUCACUUUAACAGAUGAUGUAAAAGUCAUUUUCUCCCUGCAUGCCACUUUCACAUGUUGCCUCAAAUAUGCUUUUAGUUGCUCGUUCAUUUUCACCUGGGACCAAACUGAAAAGUCCUCCAUGUUGCUUUGUCAUAGUUAGUUGUAUCUUGUGGUGUUUCGAAGUGUGCUCGGUGUAAAAUGGAUGGUGAUGCGCGAUUGGUGAAUUAUUUAUUUGGUGUUUUAUCAUUCAUUUUUCUCUCGCAGGACCAGAAAAAGUUAAGGUAAGAAUGUUUGAACAUGCGGUCAAAUUGAAUAGUGGCUUGUUUUGUGUUUUGGUCUCGUACUGUAGGUUCUGAGCACAACCACUUAGGUUUAACAAUAAGAAGCACAUUUCCUCCAACAGCAGAACACACUUAAAUUGAAUAUUAAAGGAAGGAUAGGGUUAGGUCAAUUAGUGUGUGUGUAGUAGUGUGUAUAUUUUGUGUGUGUACUGAUGUGUGAUGUGUAUUAAUAUGUGUGUAUACGUUGUAUAGUUAUAAUCCAGAGCAUAGUAGAUGGUGACUGUGAAAACUACAGUCAUGUAUAUCCUCUUACUGUAGCCAGGCAGACAUGGAAGUUUACCCUUUAUAUACAGUAUAAGGUUCACUAAAAUACAAUAAUCUGUCAAAACACCUCCUAAUGUGUGUUUUCUAUACGGUGUGAGGGAUGAAUCAUUUGUAUAUUAAAUGCCUCUCUCCUCUUCUCUUUGUAGUUUGGAAAUGAGGCCCAGCAACUGGAGUGGGCGAAGCGAGAG
Coregonus sp. 'balchen' is the source of this 37642-nucleotide messenger RNA. Lineage: Eukaryota; Metazoa; Chordata; Actinopteri; Salmoniformes; Salmonidae. The record is from the annotation of a GenBank genome assembly.